AUGGAAAAAGAAAAAGAUAAAAGAAGCCCUAAUUUUACAAAACUGGAGACUGAGAUUUUAGUGGACUUGGCCCUAAAAUAUAAACAUGUAAUUGAAAAUAAACGUACAGAUGCUACUACAUGGAAAGACAAAAAUGAUACAUGGCAAAUAAUUACUGAUGAAUUCAACGCUAUAUCAGGAAAUUUUCCCAGAUCAGUUAAGUCUGUACGAUCCAAAUAUGAAACAUUUAAGAAAGAUUUGAGGAAAACGUGUGCUAAAGUAAAAGAAGAAAUUAAAAAAACUGGUGGUGGAGCUAUCACGUGUCCUAUUUUGAAACCUCACGAAGAAAAAUUUCUUUCGGUCAGCGACUUAACAAUGUUAGGACUUUCAUCUCGAUUUGAUAAUGAUAUUGAUCCUGAUCACUUUCCUCAAGAAGAACCUGGUGGCUUUCUUCGAGAAGAAUCCCACAAACUUAAUGAAAGCGCCUCGGAAAAUGCAAUAUCAAUUACCAACAUAAAUAUUAAUGAAACCGAUAUUAUAAAUGAAGACGACACAGAAGAGAUUCACAUAGAAUAUGUCCAUGAAACAGAUCCUCCACCAAAAGGUAGAGCCGAGGACAAAGAAAAUUACAUGUCACAAUCUAAUGCAAGUGGUGUUAAUAAAUUUCUGCACAAAAAUAAAAAGAGUAAAGGGACCAUACAACGAAAGAAUACCAAAGUCUGCAUAGAAAUGGUGGAGACGAAGAAAAAAAUUUUGGAACUGCAGGAAACUUUAUUAGAGCAAGAAAUCAUUCAGAAAAGUGCUAUAAAUGAACUUAUUAUAGAGAAUCUCAAAAGAGAUUUGGAAAUAAAAAAUAUAAAAUUGCAAAAUUUUAGGGAUGAAUUUCAAUUUUAAUUUGUGAAACAUUUAAAUCAAAAUAUGGUACUUCAGUUA
This is a messenger RNA of Anoplophora glabripennis (Asian longhorned beetle), 912 nucleotides long. RefSeq names its product myb/SANT-like DNA-binding domain-containing protein 3. The record is from RefSeq and is a predicted model, not a curated record. The transcript has 4 exons. The coding region runs from base 1 to 873 and encodes 290 amino acids. NCBI's taxonomy places the organism in Eukaryota, Metazoa, Arthropoda, Insecta, Coleoptera, Cerambycidae. Gene Ontology annotation, cellular component: nucleus.